UUAUCAGCCCAAGAUCAAACACACAAAGUUUAAUGCUAUAUUUCUUGCUUAAAUGAAAAAUGAGAGUACACCAAUAACCUACUGCUACCACCUUAUUUAUAAUUAAAAGAGUAAAUAAACACAUGCAAAAAUAACCCACGAUGUCCUUUAUUCUCGCAGCAAUCUUCCAACUUUCACCUCAAUACUAGGUCAAUCUUGACUUCUUGUAAAUCACAUUAACCAACUUAUGUGGAUAACCCAUUUUCUGACCCAUACCCAUGACCGACUUGACCCGUAUACAACCCGUAACAUCAAGAUUAAUUCCAACAUCCACAAGAAGGUCGGAAAUUCAUUUCCAGAUGAUACAAUUGUCGAAACUAAUAUAGCUCGUUUUACAUAUCAGAAACUAAUCAAAGCUACUGAUGGGUUCAAGGAUGAGUUGGGAAAGGGGGCUUUUGGGAAAGUCUAUAAAGGUGUAAUAGGGACAAAGAUUGUGGCGGUUAAGAAGCUGGAAACUGUGGUUCAAGAUGGCCAAAGGGAAUUCAAAACUGAGGUCAACACGAUUGCAAGGACACAUCACAAGAAUUUGGUACAGCUACUUGGCUAUUGUGAUGAUGGUGAGAAUCGGUUAUUGAUUUACGAAUACAUGAGCAAUGGUACUUUGGCAUUCUUUCUUUUUGGAGGCAUGAGACCAAGUUGGAAACAGAGGAGUUAUAUUGCUGUAGGCAUUGCAAAGGGACUCACAUACCUUCAUGAAGACUGUAGCAACCAGAUCAUCCACUGUGACAUAAAGCCUCAGAAUAUACUUCUUGAUGAUUGCUACAAUGCUAAGAUUGCUGACUUUGGAAUGGCAAAGCUUUUGAUGAUUAAUCAAAGUCGAACGAACACUGGAAUAAGAGGAACAAAAGGAUAUGUUGCUCCUGAAUGGUUUAGGAACACCCCUGUCACAGUCAAGGUUGAUGUCUAUAGCUUUGGCGUCUUGUUAUUAGAGAUCAUUUCAUGCCGAAAGUGUGUGGUUUUCAACGACGAUGAUGCUGAAGAUGCAGAAGUUUUAAUGGAUUUGGCAUGGGAUUGCUAUCAAGAAGGCAGAUUGGAUGCAUUUGUUGAGAAUGAUUCGGAGGCCUUAGAUGAUUUCGAGAAACUAACAAUAUUUAUGAGGGUUGGUCUUUGGUGUGUACAAGAAAACCCUUCACUGAGGCCAACUAUGAAAAAGGUUAUCCAGAUGCUUGAAGGAGUCAUUGAAGUGACCGAACCUCCAUGUCCAUGCCCCUUCUCUGUUAGUUCCUGCUAAUCUUUAAAUACAUCUGCCAUGUUCUCGUUCUGUAUAAUAUCUAUAUUUUAAAAUAAGAGUUUAGUCUAUGUAGCUUCAUUAGCACAUCUUGAGAGUUGUAAUAUCGAAUGUAUCAAUGUU
This is a messenger RNA of Helianthus annuus (common sunflower), 1390 nucleotides long. RefSeq names its product G-type lectin S-receptor-like serine/threonine-protein kinase RLK1. Bases 227 to 1270 code for a protein of 347 amino acids. The record is from RefSeq and is a predicted model, not a curated record. The transcript has a single exon. Gene Ontology annotation, molecular function: protein kinase activity; ATP binding. Gene Ontology annotation, biological process: protein phosphorylation. NCBI's taxonomy places the organism in Eukaryota, Viridiplantae, Streptophyta, Magnoliopsida, Asterales, Asteraceae.